GUUAUUUUUUUAAAAUCCCCCAAUUUGAAAUCAAAAUAUAAAAUUGAAAUUCCAAGUUGAUUUAUUUUGUGUUUGGCUGCUAAGAAAUCAAGGGAAAAAUAAAACUUCCGAACUCCCACCAUCGCAUUCCUUCACCUUGUAGGUUUUUUUCUCAGCAACCAAACUAGCCUUUUCGGGAUUUUGGUGUACCAUAUAAAACCCUAAUUAGUUUAAGAAAGCUCCUGUUAAGGUGAUUCAUAAAGCAUCUUCCUUUUGCUUUCUGAAAACAAAAUUUUGGAUUGAUAUUUUUCUUUUCUUGUAGUUUGAGAAACAAGGAAAGUAUUUUGAAAACACUGUUGUUUUUCGGUUAAAUUUUUCCUAGAAAUGAGUGCAAGCACUUUGGUUGCUGAGACAGUGUGGAAAAGCGUUGAAUCAACUCGAUCAGUGUCGGAGGAUCAGCUUUCAAUCUUGUUCUUCUUGUUUGGUAAAAAUUUGGAGAAAGCAACUAGGAUAGUUGAUCAAAGGGGUGUCAAGAAGAUCUCUGGUGAGCCUAGUGGCCGGUUCAUCUUUCAGAAUUCUGGGCCAUGUUUAACAACCAAAUGGAGCUUGACCCGGUUAAAGCCCCGGUCGACUGGUCGGACCAAUGGUUGGACUGCAUCACCACACUACAUCACAUAUAAAAUUUCUGGUCUGAUGGUGUUGCAUCAUAUCCAACAAAUGUAUUUGCAAAUAUAUGUUGACAUCCGGUUAAAUCAUGGUUGAACCCCAAACUAGUGCGGUUAACCCCGUUGAACUGCAGUAUAAAAUGGUCCAAUGACUGAAGCCAUUAGACAAUUCACAUUCACCUAGACUGGACUGAUCACUGGGUCCUGGUCAAAUCCAUGGUUCUGGGAAAGUGCGGUUGGCAAGAGUUGUCUAUGCAAAGUAGAUGUGGGAUUGUGAUUGUUGUGCACUUCUCAAUUUUACAGUGAAAGUUGUUUAUAUCACUACUAAGGAAACUGGAAAAAAGUGUCAAAACAUGGUUUCUUUUUUAAUUUGGUGCUGUAGGUUGUGGGAGAAUCGCGGAGGAAAGAGGAGUAUUUCUGUUUUGCUGAACAUUUUUGUGCCUGCUAUUCAUUCUUCUAUGACAUUG
Molecule: messenger RNA, 1111 nt
Organism: Mangifera indica (mango)
Lineage: Eukaryota; Viridiplantae; Streptophyta; Magnoliopsida; Sapindales; Anacardiaceae
Product: zinc finger SWIM domain-containing protein 7-like
Exons: 4
Coding region: 364-741 (125 amino acids)
Biological process (GO): double-strand break repair via homologous recombination
Cellular component (GO): Shu complex
Molecular function (GO): zinc ion binding
Source: RefSeq, a predicted model, not a curated record